CAGCAGUCAGCCGGAGUGGGAACAACUGCCCUUACCUGCUCUACCUGUAGCACUGACAGUGGAAAGGGCUUAAAGUUAGAGGAACAAGGCUGUGGCUAUUGUGGUGAGCUGGUCCGAGGAGAUCCUACAUUGGAUCUGGCGGCUGUGUUAAGUAGCAGGGAUGUUUGACACACUGUAUGAGUGGUUCUGGUGGGACAGAAUCUGGCUGCCAGUGAAUCUGACGUGGGCUGACCUGGAAGAUAAGGAGGACCGGGUCUACGCCAAAGCCUCUGAUCUUUAUGUCACUGUCCCCUAUGCCUUUGUGUUCUUACUCCUCAGAUACCUGUUUGAAAAUUGGAUAGCAACACCACUUGCUGUCUCUGCUGGCAUCAGGCAGAGAGUCCAUCUGAAAGCACAGGACAACCCCAUCCUGGAACUGUACUACACCUCUCAGUGUAGACAUCCUGCUCAGGCAGACAUUGAUGGGCUGUCUAAGAAAAGCAGUCUGUCAGUGAGACAAGUGGAGCGCUGGUUCAGAAGAAGACGUAAUCAGGACCAUCCUGGAGUCCUGAAGAAGUUCAGAGAAGUCUGUUGGAGGUUUGUCUUCUACCUGUUGGCGUUCGUAGGAGGACUAGCAGCCCUGUAUGAUAAGGAAUGGUUUUAUGACACUCGGGAAGUGUGGACAGGCUUUCCACAGCAGUCCAUGCUGGAGUCUCAAUACUGGUAUUAUAUCCUGGAGAUGAGCUUCUAUGCCUCUCUUCUCUUCAGCAUUACCUUUGAUGUCAAGAGAAAGGACUUUAAAGAGCAAAUUAUCCACCACUUAGCCACUCUGGUGCUCUUAUCUUUUUCCUGGUGUGUCAACUACAUUCGCAUUGGAACCCUGGUCAUGCUUGUCCAUGAUGCGUCUGAUGUUUUACUGGAGUCAGCCAAAUUGUUCAACUAUGCCAAAUGGGAGAAAACCUGUCAAAGCCUUUUUGUUGUGUUUGCCAUAGUGUUUAUGGUAACACGGCUCAUCAUCUUUCCAUUUUGGCUCAUCCACUGUACCUGGGUUUACCCCCUUCACCACUACCCCGCCUUCUUCGGCUACUACUUCUUCAACGUGUUGCUGGUUGUCCUCCUCUGUCUGCACAUAUUCUGGGCCUACCUCAUUCUCUGCAUGAUCAGGAAGUUUAUGUUUGGAACGAUGACCGGAGAUGAGAGAAGUGAGAAUGAAGAGGAGGAGGAAGAGAGCAGUCAAACAGAGCACGAAGGUGUAGGACAGCACAAGCUGGGCAAUGGCCAUGCAGUUGAUGAGAAGGAGGACAAGAGCGGCUGCUUUGGGCGCUUGUCUCCACCAGAGGACAUCUGUUCCUCAAAGACUGUCUGCUGACUCAUGCUUAGUAUGAUCAGUAGAACUGAAGAUGUGAGGAACCAAAAAAUGUUGAAUUAGUUUUAUGCUCUAAAGGCUGAAAAAUAAACAAAACAUGUGACUUUUUCCUUUGAGAUGCUGGAAAACAACCUAACUCAAAUAAGCCUUGCUGUCUUACAGCGUUUUGAACUGUGAACACGUAAAGGGAGAGACUUUGAGAUGUUUUGGCAGUCUGGCCCUCCCUAGUGUUGUCAGAGGCAACAUUUCACUUGACAGCCCUGUAGGUCAAAAGAGACCAGCGAACCAAACAAACAAUGAUGUGCUCAUCAUCACCUCUAAUUUGUUUAGCAUUUUUUGUGAAGUGCAGAGUCGCUGUGCUGUGGAUCUUUCCCCCAGCUGCUUUGCCUUGAUGUUUCAUUUGUCGUGACCUGCUAGCUUUUAUCAACUCUCUUCUGGUUUGUUUGUCUGUGGAGAUUGGCUUGAACAGUUUAUUUAUGGUAAGAGGGAGAUGAAUGGGAUCUAUGACCUGUUAGGGUUUCCCCGCCACCUUUUGUGUUUGAACCCUGUCCCCUCGAACUUCUUAUCAUGUAGGCUACAGUUUGUACAUGUACAGUCCUUAUUCUGUAAUAAUACUACAUGCAGGUUUUUGCAUGUUUGUAGUGAUUUAAUUAAGCAUUAGUCUUGCAUAGCCAGCACUAUCUCCAAUGUGGCUCUUACAGGAGAGUCCAGAAAUACCACACUGCGGUUGCAUACCUCUACCAUUGCAGUUACCGUCAACAUUUUUCUUUUUCGAAUCAAUUAAUCAGUGAGUCCAUAACAUGUGUUUAGUGAGUUCACAGUAACCUUGACUUUCAGCCAUCAAAUUCUAAUCUGUUCAUCCAAGUGAAUGAUGAGGCAUUUCAUUAUGUAUUCCUGAUAUAUAACAUUAAGUCACGUGACCUUGACUUUGUGACCUGCGACCACCAGAAUCUACUUAUUUCAUUUUUGAGUCCAAGUGAAGGUUUGUGCCAAAUUUUAAGGAAAUUCCCUCAGGUGGUUCUUUAGAUAUUGCGUUCACAAGAAUGAGAUGGAAAGAUGUAUGAACAGAUGUCAUGACAAAUGUACAGACAGACACGUGCUGUCGCUGGCACAGAGGCAUCAAAAUUGUCUGGCUUGUUUGUAUUACCUUAAACAACCACAAACAUCUUGGUUCUAAGCCAAGGAUGCUGCGAUGGUGCCCUUGCAAAAUAUGCAUUGUCAGGAAAAAUUUGUUUCGGUGAAAUAUUUACACGUGGGGAGACGAUCAGUGUCAUUACAAUUGUUAAUUCCCAACAAGGAACAAGGAACGCCACACACAAAAACCAGAAGACACAGUAUGAUUAACCACUUCAAAACCUGUCAUUUCAUCACAUAGAUUGCUGGCUGGGAGGUGACUGUUGUUUCUUGUACCAAACUGGGAUUUUGAAUGAGAAAUGGCUCAAAUGCUGCAUGAGACAUGAUUAUACCCACAUCUACAUCUGGUGUGUCAGACAACACAACAGUCACCAUGUGAGCACAUCAUAUACUAUGAUAAUGUUGUAAAACUUAUAUAUUUCCACACAGGUUACACUGAUUUUGUUAUUUAUAUGAAAAUUGCAAUAAAUUACUUGGUCUGGAUUUUUGGGGCAUUGGGGGGUUAAUUAUACAUCUUUGGUGCCUGUUGGUCCGUGGUGUGUUUAGCCAGAAAUAUUUCAGGUGCUUACCAAGAAACAGUUCAUCCAAUUUUCCUAUUUCUGAAACUCCAUACAUUUGUAUGUUUAGUACAGUUUAUACACAUAUGUACACAUUUAAAUAAACAAAGUACA
Paralichthys olivaceus (Japanese flounder) is the source of this 3150-nucleotide messenger RNA. RefSeq names its product ceramide synthase 3a (gene cers3a). NCBI's taxonomy places the organism in Eukaryota, Metazoa, Chordata, Actinopteri, Pleuronectiformes, Paralichthyidae. The record is from RefSeq and is a predicted model, not a curated record. Gene Ontology annotation, molecular function: sphingosine N-acyltransferase activity; DNA binding. Gene Ontology annotation, biological process: ceramide biosynthetic process. Gene Ontology annotation, cellular component: membrane.